AUUUCUUACUUGAACUGUCAAUAUGUUUCUCAAUUACGAUCUGGUGGAUGUCUUCACAGCCACACCUUUUUUAGGAAAUCCCCUGGCCAUUGUGCGAGUGCCUGCAAGCUAUCGGUCCACCCUAUCACAAGAAACCAAGCAAAAGAUUGCAGUCGAGUUCAAUCUCUCCGAGACAAUAUUUCUACAUGAACCUUCGGAGGGUUGCCAAGACCCUCUAGAGACUCUUGCAAUCGAUACUUUCACACCCAAAUGUGAAAUUCCGUUUGCCGGCCACCCCACGAUUGGAACGGCAGCCUACAUCUUUCAGAACUUCCCUGGAGCUGAGUCUGGAAUAUUCAAAGCGUUGGUGACCAAAGCCGGACAUAUUCCCGUGUCGCAAGAUUCGGCAACCGGUCUAGUCAGCGCUUCUAUCCCACAAGAUUAUCAUAUGCACCAGGCGCGCAUCCCAUCCAACGUGACCAUAUCCGAUGCCUCGCCCGUUGUGUCCCUUGCCAAAGGACUUUCGUUCGUGCUAGCAGAGCUCCGUGACGUCGAGAUUUUGGCAAGGAUUUCCAGCGGAUUGCUGAAGGAUUGUGUCAACCCGCAGAACUUGGAUGAAGGAUGGAACGUUGGUCUUAUUGGGACAAAAUACUUUGUUGACCUUGGAAAAGAUGAUCAGGGAUGCCGACAGCUCAGAACCAGGAUGUUCGUCACCUGGGAGGAUCCUGGGACAGGCAGCGCUUCCAGUGCACUUGCCUGCUUUCUAGCAUUGAGGGAAACAAAGGAGCAGGGAAGUGGACCGUUCCACUAUCACAUUAUCCAGGGAGUGGAGAUGGGACGAAGGAAUGAUAUAUAUGUCCGGGUUUCUCGCAGCGAAGAUGGAGAGAAGAUAUCCGAAGUUCUGCUUCAAGGUGCCUCUGUCUCGGUCGGUGAAGGGAGAAUUGCAGUCUAG
Messenger RNA from Aspergillus ibericus CBS 121593, 931 nucleotides. RefSeq names its product PhzF family phenazine biosynthesis protein. Gene Ontology annotation, biological process: biosynthetic process. Gene Ontology annotation, cellular component: cytoplasm. Bases 23 to 931 code for a protein of 302 amino acids. NCBI's taxonomy places the organism in Eukaryota, Fungi, Ascomycota, Eurotiomycetes, Eurotiales, Aspergillaceae. Gene Ontology annotation, molecular function: isomerase activity. The record is from RefSeq and is a predicted model, not a curated record. The transcript has a single exon.